AUGAAGGCUCUCCUGCUGAUCUUGGCUCCGGUGUUGCUUCUCCCGUGCUGGAUGGCGAUGGACAAUCCCUCAAAGACCAAAACAUAUCCACUGGGUAUGGCUCCUGAUGCUGUUGAUGACAUGUACCUCGGCUGCAAAGACGAAAUGGAGAAGAUAGUCAACGAGAAAUUCUUAAAGUUAGAGUUAGAGGGAGAUUUUAAAAAAGCCUGGGAAGAUGAAGGUGUUGUAGAUUGUUCAAAGCAAAAACCGGAUAAAGGGGAUGAGGCUCUCACUGAAAACCACAUGCACGCUAUCUGUGCUUAUACAUCUACACUUGUUUAUAAACAAUUCAAUAAAGCAUGCAAGACAGGUAAAGACUUCAAAUUCUACACUUUACAUUACUGGCUGACUACUGCCAUUCAAAUCCUGAAUCCCAAACAAACCUGUCAAACUACUUAUCGAAGAAACGGAUCUGAGUCCACCGGCACAGUUGGCGACAUCAUUCGGUUCGGUAUAUUUGCCUCCAGCUCUUACAGCACAGAGCAGAAAUCUUACGGUACUAAGACCUGCUUUGAAAUUAAGACCUGUCACGGAGCCUACCUGAAGCACUAUUCAAUCCUUGGAACAAAGGAGCAAGAGGUGCUUAUUCCCCCCUAUGAAAAAUUCCAGAUAACCAAAAUUAUUGUAGGGAAGGGUGAAUUUGAUGCACUGCCUGACUGUGAGAAGGUCUUUGUAUUGAAAAGUGCUGGAAAAGAGAGUUGGCAAACGAUGUGCAACAAGGCAAAGUUAUGA
Scomber japonicus (chub mackerel) is the source of this 771-nucleotide messenger RNA. RefSeq names its product ecto-ADP-ribosyltransferase 5-like. Lineage: Eukaryota; Metazoa; Chordata; Actinopteri; Scombriformes; Scombridae. Bases 1 to 771 code for a protein of 256 amino acids. The record is from RefSeq and is a predicted model, not a curated record. The transcript is spliced from 2 exons. Gene Ontology annotation, molecular function: NAD+ poly-ADP-ribosyltransferase activity; NAD+-protein-arginine ADP-ribosyltransferase activity.